UGGGCGGAUUUUUUUUCUUUCGUCCACCUCCUCUGGGCUGUCUCAGAGAGUCAGGUCCUCGGUUGGAUAUCACAGCGCAGGUAGAAGCUCACACGAGGCUGGGAACCUGCGAGCCUACCAGCUUAUCUCGUUAUAAUUAUAGAAAAGCGACCUGAUUUCAGCACCGCAGCUACUUAACAGCUCCAGCACAGUGAAUUUUAAACCUCCUUUAGCGCCACCAGAGGCACAGGCGCUGCACAGGACAACGCUGUAGUCGCAGAAUAAGCACCAGCUGGUCCAAGCGGAGCUGUCCACACAAUCAGGUUUUUUUUCUCCGUCGCUUUUAAGAUAUACUUUAAGAUAUCUAGGAGAAAGUUAUUACCAGGAGCUUAUCUCCUGGUUAAGACCAUCAACUAGUGACUGCAGUUUCUUUAAGGAUGGCGUCAAAGUGCUUGGGAAUUUUCGUCUUCAUCCAGAUUUUCGCCCUAACUAUAUGCCACAUUAAAGCUUUUCCCACACCUGCCGCGGCAGAUGAUGAAACUACUUACAACAGACAACUGAGUAAGGAAAGACCCCUGCAGGAGCAGAUUGCAGAAGCAGACAGCAUCGACAAAGCGGAGGCCACAGACAAGAAGCAAGAAUAUAAACCAAGAGAAUCAGAAACAGAGCCAGACAAUGACGAUUUCAGUCUGCUGAAGUCCCUAGCAGAGCGAUCGAAGGAUUCUGACAAUGAGACACCUAGCGCCGAGGCGCUUGACAAUCAGUAUUACCCAGACGAAUCAGAUUCAACCAAGAACAGAAGGCUGUCGGAGGACUAUGAUUCUACCAAGAAUGGCAUGGACUACAAGUACCAAGAUGACCCAGAUAGUUUCCACCAGCUGGAUGGAACUCCAUUGACUGCGGAGGACAUCGUUCAGAAAAUCGCUACCAAAAUCUAUGAGGAGGAUGACAGACGGGUUUUCGACCGGAUCGUGUCCAAGCUGUUAAAACUGGGACUGAUCACUGAUAACCAGGCUGACACUCUCGAGUAUGAGGUAGCCGAGGCACUGCAGGACAUCAUUACCAAGAAUGCCAAGAACAACGAGGUCGAGGACCUCAGCAUGGACUACCCCGUCUCCAGGGCUGACGAUGUUGAGCAGAGCCCAGAUGAGAGCAUGGAAGUGGCAGAGAAGGCAGGCAGGAAGUACGAGGACGACGAGGCUGACGAGGACAGUGACGAUACGGUGGACAGCACGUGGGACUCUGCCAGCACAGUGGACCGCCGGAACGACCUGAGCCCUGAGGAUGGGAUGGAAGAUCUGGAGUACUUCCCCAACUUCUACAGCCUCCUCAAGAGCCUCAACUCAGAGGAAGAUGCCGAGGAAAGAGAAACUCUGAUCACCAUCAUGAAAACCCUGAUUGACUUUGUGAAGAUGAUGGUCAAAUAUGGCACGAUCACCCCCGAAGAAGGAGUCUCUUAUCUGGAAAAUCUGGAUGCCAUGAUCGCUCUGCAGACAAAGAACAAACUGGGAAAGUCACUGACGCCUGACAGCAAGCCCGCAGAGAAACCCACAGAUGAGGAGGACAACACAAAGGAGGAAGCCGCCAAGAUGCAGAGGGAGUACGAAUCACUGAAGGACACCACCAAGGAUGACCAGACGGUCACAGAAUCUGGUCCGUCAGGGAAAUCACAGGCCUAUUUGGAGGCCAUCAGGAAGAAUAUUGAGUGGCUGAAAACACACGACAAGACCAGCAACACAGGGGAGUACGACAUUUCCAAACUGAGGGACUUCAUGGACCAGCAGGUGGACUCCUACAUUGACAAGGGGAUUCUGGAGAAGGACGAAGGGGAGAUCAUUAAGAGGAUCUACGGCAGCCUCUAGACAUGUCACUCCUAAUGAAAAUGCAGUAAACCAGAUAAAAUUAGAUAUGUAGUGAAAAAAAGAACCUAAGCAAAUAUAUUGCAUCUCACACUUUCCAAUGGCCUACCCCAAUACAGUUACACUGUUGUCUAAAAUUCAGAGAGAGCUCUGCAGUGCUAAAGGAUACCCUUUCAGAAGCAAUACCCUGUCAAUGGCAGCAAUAGGGAAAUUCCGUUGAAUGAUCCGAUAAGCACCGUGUCAUAGUAAUGUGCUACCCACACACAUACACACAAAGGGAACAGAAAUAAGUCUUUUUUCCACUGGCUGUAUAAAAAUAAACAGCGAUCAUAAUAAUCUGAAGGUUUAACCCUAAAAUACGGAAGUGGAAAGACUUGCAAAUUGCUUGAUUAGAGCAUAGAUGACAGACUAGCUUUCGCAUCUUCUACUGUGCAAUAGACUUUUACUUAAAAAUCCUUCAACAAUCUGAAUGUAUUCAUUAUAAUGUAACCUGUCCUAGAGUGUAUAAUUACGACUGUUUUCUCCUGUGUAAGUGGUCAACCUGUUGUACUAAAGCUUUUGAUUCUGCCAAAAAAAAAAAAAAAAAAUCAUUGUCAUUCAACAUGACUUAUUUGUUUCCAUUUGAGCAGGGAUAGGCAGCUACGGUGCUUGAGUGUUGAUCUGCCUGCUGGUUUCAGUUCUGCCCCAUGUCUUUACUUCAGGCAAAUAGUAACAUCAGCAGCCGCCUCAGCCUAGGUGGCAGGUCUAAAUCUAAGGUAACACUGAAACCUGCAGGCCUCCAGCACUUGAAGACUGUUGACUGCCUGUCCCCACAUCAGACUGUCAUGAAGAGGGGGAGGGGCUGCCCAUUUCACCUCGAUUCUGUUCUUCUGACCUGGCUCUUUUCCUUUCCUCACUCUGUCUGAAUGUGUCAGAAAUACUGAAUGUCCAUCGGGAUGUUGGGGAAAACAAG
This is a messenger RNA of Megalops cyprinoides (Indo-Pacific tarpon), 2790 nucleotides long. It is a transcript of the gene scg3, whose product is annotated as secretogranin III. Bases 417 to 1841 code for a protein of 474 amino acids. Gene Ontology annotation, biological process: protein localization to secretory granule. The transcript has 12 exons. Gene Ontology annotation, cellular component: secretory granule membrane. The record is from RefSeq and is a predicted model, not a curated record. NCBI's taxonomy places the organism in Eukaryota, Metazoa, Chordata, Actinopteri, Elopiformes, Megalopidae.